AUGACACGCACAGAUCUUCCCAACCUACAACAAUCUAUUAUGUAUCAAGCUGCUGAAGUGAAAUCCAUCUCUACUCAUGCCCAAUCAUACUGUUCCUGUAAACAAUGUGAUUCUACAUACAUCUGUGCACUAAAGGAUAUCUGGAACAACACAAAGGGGCACGGUCACAUGUUUGAUACUGAGUCUCUACACACACUUAAAUAUAACACAAUAGAAAUGGAAUACCCAUAUAGAAGGGCUGACAAAUAUACAGCUUACCCAGAAGUUGCUGGAAAUCUUGUAGACCAACAACAAAGGCACAGACUUCGGUUUUCCUCUCCAGACAUAUAUAACUUAAAAGUAACCUCUCAGAAUUUGACUGCUGAAAUGACUGGUGAGGGUUUACUUAAACGGAGAACUAGAUCAAGAAGUGCUCCCCGAGUCCAGACCAACUUUAUUCCUCUGACACCUAAAGCCUCACCACCAGUUGCAAGAAAAAAACAUGAUGUUCAGAGGUCUCCAAAACAUAUGCAGUGGGGGCCAGAGGUGUCUACUCAAAGGGAACCCUUUUAUGCAUUGUCUCAGACCCUAAAUAAUAAGGUACAUCCCAUCAAGCUGCAGCCACAGAAGACUGAUUCCAGCAUGAACUGCCCUGUGUAUUUUUCUGAAAGUCUGGAAAUGGAAAGGCCGGAAAGACGUUCCACUAGUCCUCAUGUAAGGUGUCGACUAGACAUUAAGCCUGAUAAGGAAACCUUGCAGCAACAUGGUCAACAAUCCUUUCCAAGGGUGGACAACCCCUGGCCAAAGUUUCCCAGUACUGACAGUCAGAAUCUUAAAGUACCUUUUCAUUUUUCAGUGUCCAGAACGCCAACACCCACUGAAUCUUUUAUAGGUGACUAUAGACCUACAUACCAGUAUUCCCAAAGGGUGCCGAAUACUUACAUGCUGCCACCGAAAACAUCACUACAACAGCUUUCUGCUCAACAAGAGUUAAGGAAUUACUAUGGGAGAGAACACAGCACUCACUUAAGCCAGACAACAAAUUUCUUUAAUGAAGAGGAUUUGGCAAAUUAUGGCUCCCCAGCGUUAGCUAAUCAAGAUGAGUAUUUCAAUGUUCCCAGUCAAACAAACACUCCCAAGCAUGACUAUGUCCAUGAUCAAAGCGCCUAUGUUGUUCAUACAAUACCUGCCAGGGCAUAUUUUACAGAAAUAGACCUGCAUCAUGAUCCUUUACCCAAAUACCCUAACUCACAUGCUUAUGAACCAGGGCAAUACAUAAUACAGACACCCCCAGCACGAACUUUUUAUAGGGAUGAUCCUAGGACAUAUCAGAUUCAAAAGGUCCCCCCUGAGAUUUUCUAUGUUGGUGAUUCUUAUAUGCCACCACUGGAACCUCAUAUUCCAGCAAAUUUCAAAGAGGGUAGGAACCAUGCUCAUAUGGUUCAGCCACAGUCACAUGAUUGGUAUGGCUCAGAUGUAUCUGGCUAUUCCACACAUUAUUCUUCUUCAUACACCUCCCAGGGUACACCAACAAGAGUUCGACAGGAGCCCAUGCUUACAUCUUGGUACACAAACCCAUGUGUAAAAUCAGCAAGGGUGGUAACUGACCAAAAACCUUACUCAAGAUCUUGGGAUAAUAUCCUUAGUACUAAUGUAGAAAGGGAACAGCCUAUGCCCUGUGGAAAAAGUGACGAGAAUCUGAUAUGUCAGGGUAAACAAGCUUUGUCAAAAAAUGACAAAAGACCAGUACCUGUAGUUGUUAAUCUUUCAAGUUCACCAAGGCGAUAUGCAGCUCUAUCCUUGUCUGAUACUUCCCUGAUGGAAAAAACCCCAAAUGAUUUUAGGCAUACACCAAGCAAACAGUGGUUUUUGACACCUGAGAUCACCAUCACAGAUAAUGAUAACAAACCUAGCAAGGGUAAUAAAGCAGGGGCACGUUCUGCCAGUUUUGAUGUUCUGGAUUAUAAAAGUUCCCUAAAUGAUGAUGCAUCAUACACUGAGACAAUACCCUUCAUAGGUAAAGAAAAGACACAUUAUAGUGCCUCACUCCAACAAAGCUUAGAACAGCUUGACAAACUUUUAGCUGACCUGGUUACUGAUUACAAACCACGCUCUAGUGGAGGGCCUAGUGAAGACCUGCUGGAUAACCUCAAGACGCCUACUGAUAAAGAUGAGGCAGUAUCAUCCAGAAAAAUACAUUUACAGGAAGCAUCUGGCAAUACCAUGCCCCUUAACAAACAGCCAGCCCCAAUAGAAUCUUACAUAGAAAGGGAAACUGAGAGGAGUUGUGAUGAUCUUCAGAGCAGAGAGGGGUGUUCCCCUGACCAGAGUCCAGAUGCAGAUGAUACCAUGAUGUGUUCUAACAAUAAAUGCCGUCGGAUAGAAACAUUGUUUAAUGCUUGUCUCUACUUCAAAUCCUGCCACAGCUGCUACACUUACUACUGCUCUCGCAACUGCCGUAGAGAAGACUGGGAUAUUCACAAGGAGAGCUGUCUUUAUGGACGAAUUGGCAGUGUGUGUCGCCACAUUAUUAAGUUUUGUAGAGAAACUGCAGAAGUCCACAAAGCUUUUUCACGUAUAGCAAAAGUGGGAUACUUAUCCAGAGGAAGGGGUGUGCUGUUUUUGGGAUUUCCAAACCCAGCAUCAUCAACAAACUUCCUUCAGUUUGGUCUGGAAAGCCUCCUUAUGUCUCCAACUUACCUUUCUGUACGUGAACUAGAUGGAUUCAAGGAUAACCUUGGAGAGUAUUGUAAGGAGCUUCAGGACGCAGGUAAAGAGUAUGACCCCAAUGAAUGUUUUCUCUUGAAUGUAUCCAUUGCUGUUGGUGAACAGUUGCCUGAUGGGCCAUCACCAAGGGUCCAAACCCCGACAGUCAGGAAGUAUGCCAAGGUUGCUUUGGCCUCAUACAGUACAGAACGAAAGGUCCAUAUAAAGGAGAGUGACAUGGAGACACUAAUCCUCACUCCACCACCAGGUACAACUGACAUUGACAAGGAAGGUGAGCAAGGUAGAAAAGCUAGGGAGAUAUGUUUUAUCAACAUUCAGCGGGAGCUAAGGAUUCGUGGGGUGUUUCUUCGCCAGGAGUACCCACAAGUGUACCAAAAACUCUGUGAGUUUGUGGAGAGCAACAGAAGGUUUACUCCUACAACUAUUUACCCUUUUGACAAAAGAACUGGCAAACAGUUUAUGUGCAUGAUAAUGGCAGCUUCUGAGCCACGGACUUUGGACUGGGUAGCCACUCCUCACCUUCUGGAUGAUAUUAUCUAA
Messenger RNA from Trichomycterus rosablanca, 3246 nucleotides. It is a transcript of the gene ajm1, whose product is annotated as apical junction component 1 homolog. The transcript has a single exon. The record is from RefSeq and is a predicted model, not a curated record. Gene Ontology annotation, cellular component: apical junction complex; plasma membrane. Gene Ontology annotation, biological process: cell-cell junction organization. NCBI's taxonomy places the organism in Eukaryota, Metazoa, Chordata, Actinopteri, Siluriformes, Trichomycteridae. The coding region runs from base 1 to 3246 and encodes 1081 amino acids.